GGCAGUGCGGCCGGGGGCGGUGAGCGGUCACGAGCGCUGCGUGCGUCUGCGCUGCAAGUUCAGUGUCUCUGUAAGUUGUGUGCGCAGUAAGUGAGGAGGGCGGCUCGCUUCCUGCAUCCGCGGCCCUUCCAACUUGUAGCAUUUGGGGAGCAAACUCUGUUUUAGCCCGGAACUUUGGCUUCCAGCGCGAGACAGAGCCGCGCUCCAGCCGAGAAGCGGCGGUGUGGGCACGGUGCGGCUCCGGCCUCGCAGCCCUGCCCGUGUCCUGACGUGCUGAGGGCCGCGGAGUCACAGCGCUGCCUCCCCGAUCUGCCCCCGGGGUGCCUUUCGUCUUCCCUGCAUGUACGGACAUGCAGCUUCAUGGAGCCGUGAUAGGGACAAGGCAGUUCUUCCUGCCUUGCGUGUGGGCUGUCCUUCGGCUCAGGAAGGAGGUGGUGCCCUCCCUCCUGUACGGGGUUGCCCGUUUGGAAGGGUUCCUCAACCAUCUGCGUGGGGAACGGAGCGGAGAUGAAGGAUGGGCCUUUAUGGCUGUGCACUGCGCCGUGAGCUGAGGGGCUGCUGACUGUGGGACAGCCCCACCUGGGGUUCUGUGUUAGUGCUUGUAGGCUUGGAUCACGAACACAGAUAGUACAGUGCCUCGUUUUGAGCCCAAUUUAUUAUGCCAGGUGUUCACUUUAGAGCGGGGUUCAAACAGGUCCACCUCUCCGGUUUGUGUAAUCUUUAAAGUUCCUUUAUACGCAAUUGACGUCUACAGUGCUUUCUGAAGCUUAUUUCCUGUGGAGCGAAGGCCCCUACGUGCCCCUGCCGUGCAGACUACUUUGUAACAAGACACAGUUCUCCGGAACUUGCCCGGUUUGUGUUCUUGGAAUGGUUUGUGAGUCUGCGUGACAGAACUGUAGAUGUCCAAGUAACAAGUUCUGUUUGCUUUGUUUUUAAAGAGAAGCAUACCUCAUCUGGACAACUCUACCCAAAGCCUCAAGCUUCAGAGGAAAUAAGAUGUACCCAUGUGAGCCUGCAAGGUGGCUUUAGCAAUUCCUAUCUGCAUUCUGAUCCAUGACAAGUUAAUUACACCAAUUACACCAGCAACUGAACAGAAGCUCUAUAGGAAACUGUUGUAGUUAUAUUGCAACUUGUGUUACCGUGACUACUUUAUCUCUUGAUAACUCUGUAAUUAACUUGUCACCACUGCUUAAUGCUUAACGUAUGUGGAGAAUCAGUUAAUGGCAUCGCUAAAGGAAUGGUAGCCUGAAGGAGAAGCUCGUGCCCUUUGGGAAGGUUAUCGGGGUUUCCCUGAAUGGCUAAUUCAAGGGCUUGUGUGGAAAAAGUAUUAAGUUUGUUGCGUGGAUAAGAUGGAAAGGCUGAGCCGAAGAAAUUCUGCUUAAACUGACUUCAGUGAUGGGAAACUUUAUUAGAAGGAACAGUAGUGUAAAAAAAAAAUCCAAAGGAGAGUGUGUUGAAGUCACGGGCAGCUAUUCUUGUAGUAUUCUUUCCCAUGGCAGCAUGCAGGUAGGAAUUUGGGGGAAUGACUGCUGAAUUCAGCCUUGGUAUGCCAGCUGCUCUACCUGGCUGUGUUCUGAGCAACCAGAGCAGGACUUCCUUGUGAGCCCUGCCCUUCGUGUCUGAUACAAGGGGUGGAAUUGUCUGUUGUGAUGGCUGAGGCCUCAUUCCUGCUGUGAUGGCCGUUGUGCUAUAUGUGGUGUAAGAGCUGCAUCACUGACUCUGUGGGAGCAGGCUUUAGGUCCUGGGUUGUUGGGGCUUUCUGUGGUGUUUACAUCAACCUGAGGACACGGUGAGCUGUUCUGCUGGGGAUUUAGCUGACCUGGGUUACAUUUAUUUUCCAUAGAAAGCCGUGCUUUUUGUAAUAACCGCAACGCUUCUCAUUUUAUAUUUCACAGAACAAUAUGUUAAAUUCUGAACGUGUGAAACUUCUCAGUACAUCCUGAAGGCAUUAGGCUUCGGCCUAACGCUUGUAAAGAUUUCCUGCAUUGGAAUAAUUUCCUGUUUGUAACACUGGUGAAGUCAGCAAGUGCCUAACCUGGCCUGUAUUACCCAUUCCCCAAAGUUGACGGGUGAAGCCAAAUGCACAUUCCACCAAUAGCAUGACUCGUAAAAGCAAGCACUUGUUAAAUCUAUUUGUUUUUAUUAUGGACAUCGAUCUGCCAGUCGCAAUAAUGCAUUUAUGGACAUUUUUCUGCAAGCGCAGCGCUGGUGGCAGUUUUUACUGACAAAUUGAGUCAUAUGGACAGUAGUUCAAAAUACGCUUACUUUAUUGACGGAUUGUGCAAUUCUCCAGUUUACUGAGUGUUCAUAAGAUAUCUGGACUGGCAAAGAGAAUGUAACUAAUGGGAAGGCGUAGGAUGAAGUUUUAAUUUUAGGAGGCUUGAAAUCUUGUAGGCAGUGACAGGUUUUGGCGGAUGCCUUGGUUGUUCUUGCAGACCUUUUCAUUAAUGCCAUAAUUAAAAAAGCAAAGGUGUCCUAGCGAGGGCUUCAGCUUUGCUAAUUUGUAUGAAGGUAUAACGAGCAAACCCUUCCCAAUGCAAGAGAGAAACCUGUUAGUGUUUUCUUCCCCUCCCAUUCUUGUGCUUGGCCAGCAUUAAUUUCAACAGACAGGUAGAGAAACAGCAACUAUAAAAACAAAUCAAGCCUGUACUGGAAUAUUUUCCCAAAAUACAGCAUGCAAUUUUAAAAGUGCUGAUACUACAACCUACUUGUAUGCUCCAGACUAUUGUUUAUAAGAAGUUGAGUGUAUUUGAAGACCAAUAAAGCUUGUGUGACUUUGGAGUUCAGUUAUUUUGAUUUAGUUUCUUGAAAUAUGUCACCAUUUGGAUGCUUUUUGCUAAUCCUUUUUUGAGGAGUUUUCUUAUUUAUUAUUUUGAGUCGGCAGUGCAAAAGCAUCUUGACCUGAUGUGUCAGGAUUAUGUGCUGCUUUGUGUUACGAUGUGUUCAACAAUGGAAACCAUUUCAGGUAUAUUUGCAAGUCACUUCUUAAAUUUGAACCUGCAGUUGAAGUCUGCCCAACACUAUGGAGGUUCUGAAGGACAUGAAAGUGUUUUCACCUGAAUAGAUACCAGUUAAGGUUUAUCUCACAAAAAUGGGAUUUUAUUGGUAUGAAGUUUGUGAUUUUUUUUUUUCUCUCUGCUUUCCAAGCAAAAUAGUAUAUCUGUACUAUAGAUAGAGGACCUAUAGUGUUGAGUCAAAGGGAGACAGAAUAAUUCUGCCCCUUAAAGAGUAGGAAUGAGUGGCAUCCAGAGGAGCAACAGGUGGCAGUUCAGAUCACCUGUGUACGCUGCACAGUGUGUAGCUGAGUGAUGCUGUUGGAAUUGGGAUGCUAGGUUUGGGUUCAGAAGGCAAGUGGGUGAACACUGAGACCUCUGGGUGUUUCCUUCUGCAUCCAGAAACAGCACUUCUGGCUGGGAAGAUUUGAAACCCGUAUCUUGUGGGGCAGGGCAGUGUGAAGCAGUCACUAAGCACUUGCUGUGCGCUGUUGGUGAAGGUGGGAUGCUGAAGAGAUGGGCUUUUGGUCUACUCUUUGUUAGUAGAGAGUGAGUAUUAAUGCUGUCUUGUAAGUGUUGCAGCUGCAUAAUUAGCAUUCCAAUAAUAUUUUAGUUAUCUGACUGCUUUAAAUGACUCAGUGCAAUGCAAACAGUGAAAUUAUUUUGGGUUGUUUGUAUAUUUGAGCAUGCAGAAGGUCUGUUAAUUAGUUAAACUUUUUAAUAAACACUUAAAGUAAACUUAAGGCCCCGUUAAAUGAUUAAAACUUUUCAAUUUAGCUCUACAAAAUCACAAGGUAGGGCGUACUACAUCUAAAAAUACCCACGGAAUGCACAACUGCUUGCAGAGCCGUGGGCCGGCUUUGGUGGUGGUACGUUUUUAGACUGUUAGUGCAGCCCUGGAAAAACAAUUCACAAACAACUUUUUUCCCCUUUGUCUUGUUCCACUGAAGUUCAGUGUGGUUAAAUACAAUGUCCUGAAAAGGGCGGGGAGAAAAAGGGAAAUCGCUUGCAUGAAAAUAGCUCCGGUUCUUUGCUGAUGUUCCUUCUGUCGGUGAAAUGCUAGGAUUCCUGGUUGGUUGACUGAGAGAUAAGAUUAGCCUCAUUCAAACUGAUCUUAGGCUUUCCUUUUCCUUUUAUUGAUCUUUUCCUGGAAGUAUAGCUGGACUGGUAGGCUUUGGAUCCUGCUUGCAGAGGGCGUGGGGCAUCAUUGCUUUUCAGCUUUGAGGUCAGGCCGUUGGAGGGUGAGCUGUGCCCACAUCCAGCAUUGCAUUUCCAGAGGUUGAAUUUGAGAACCAACGUGGCAAGGCAGUCAAUCAGAGAGUAACUUUCCUUAAUAGAUGCUUGUGCUUUUCUUUUUUUAAAAGAGUAAUAGUGCUGUUGUUUUCACCAGUUUAUUGGUCGUGUGCUAGUGAAUGCACCUCCUCUUUUAUUAUUGGUACUACAGCCUGGCUUUGAAUGCUGUGCGGUUGUGUCUUUGUGCAUCUAUAUUUGAUUCCAUAGUCAGAGUUUCUAAGAAUAUGAUUAACCCUGUGGGUCAUCUUAUAAUGUAAUUAUUAAUGAUUGAUUCUGUUUAUCCUUGAAAUCAAUAUAAGAAGCAAAAUGGUUUGGCAUAUAUUUGGGGUUGAUUUCUUACAUUCAGUAAACAUGAUCUCGUGACAAGACUAGUAUAGGUUUAUUACUCAGAACGUGUUUGAUGAAUCUGAAGUGUGUAAUUAGUUUUAUAUAAUGAUGGUGAUACGUGGUGUUUUUACAUGACUUAUGUUAAUAUGGCCAAUAGUGUUAACAUCUCCUGCCACUAAUAGUUAGGGUGGGGAUGUAUAGUAAUUGAUCUUCCUGGGAGUGCUGUAAUGUAAAAACAAUUCAGGCUGUUUGAAGUAUAUUUUACAAGUGUGCAUUGGGCCUUUGGGAUGUUAUACUGAAAAACCCAAUUGUACAGUUACCAUGGGAACCCAAUUAGAAUAGAUUGCUUGAGUUUUUUUCAGUCUUUCAUCUUGACCAAAAAUCUAAUGUACUUUAAAUGUUUUCAUAUGGAAUUUUAUUCAUAUACUGACUUGAUAUAUUAGCUCUUUUAAAAUUUUACUACCAAAACCAAAGAGUAUUAAGUUCUCUGGAUCCUUAGGACUUUUCUUUCAAGGAGAAUCUUCCUUUAUUAUUUAAAACUUGAUGAACUAAGAAAAAUACUUCUUAGGAAUCUUAGAAGUCUCAUCAUUGUGCUGCCAUUGUGUGUGCUUCGCAGGCUGGAGUUCUGUGAGAGCAAACAGGAAAACUCCUGGAAUCCCAAGGACUUGUGUUCUACACCAUCAGCACCAUCUGGCUGGAAUUCUUCAUGGCCCUUAACGAGUCUUAGUUUUGACAUAUGGUCUGACUGUUCUCUACACUUAUGUUCUGCUAACGUAUUUCAAGGUUUGGGAUGCUUGCAGGAUAGGUCUACAAUACUUUGGCUUCCUGUACUGUAGGUUGUCCUCCUACGGAGGAGCUCCCAUGCAGCACUGAUGGAUUUGUUCAGCUCUCCAUACCUCAGGAGCAUCCUGCACCUGGCUGCUCGUCCAUGGCCAGGGCACUCAAAGAGGAGCUCGGUGGGAGGUGGGCUUCCUUGGUCCCAGCCAGGCAGCUCUGUGCCAGCCAGUGAGGGUGGGGACAGAUUUCUGCCUUUUUCCAUUUCUGCUCGUGAUUCGGUCCCUUCAGUUUGCCCAAUCUCUGCAGAUGUAGGAGGAAACCAGCCACCUUGGUGAAGUGAAUGAUGGUAAGAGCUCAGUCUUUAAGACAGGUUCAGUGAUUUUGGUGUCAGUUUCUGAUAUGUGAACCAGAAUGAGGGUGGUCCUGUGUGGAGCCAGGAGUUGGACUCGAUGCUCCUUGUGGGGCCCUACCAACUCAGGAUAUUCUGUGAUUAUGGUUGAGUCUGAAAAGUCAUUCUUGUGCCAUUCGUGAGAGAUACUGAGUUCUUGGCCUAUCAGCCUUAGGGGAGCCUUCAGCUACAUUUGGAAAGGAGUUAGUGUAUGUAUUGGCCUCUUUUAACAAGGCAGCCUCGUUGAAAGGUUGAUGAGAUGCAUUUUGGAGCCAUGCUUUGAAACUCCCCAGCCCUUUGAAGCUGGGAGUUGUCCUGUAUGGCUUUCCUCUGGACAGCUGCAGGCCUUCCUCCUGGCCCUAUGGUUUGGGUUUUACUGACUAUGUUUGUCCGAUCCACCUGUCAGCCAUACUGACACUAGGAGAGCUCCACCUGGGGCAGAAAUGGGUCAUGAACAGUCAUCAAUCAUUGGGCCUCCGCGGACACCAUGCAGCUUCUGCCCAGCUAAUUGCUUCAUUUGUCCUCCUCAGCUGCCGAGCUCUCCAGGUCUGUGUGUCCAGGGGCUUCCCCUGCACAUCUCCUGCUCUGCAGAGCUCCUCAGUGUGCAGCUGGGGAGCUUGCAGUGUGCUCAGUAAGUCCUUGUGUAAGGAUCCUUACAGCUGGAUCCCUUCCUGGCACAGUCCAGUCUGAAAGUCAGCCAGUUUCUCUGCUAGACCCCACGUCCCACCUGAGCUGUGUUUGCUUACAGUUGGCUUUCGUUCUCUGAUGCAGCAGGUAGAAAGUGCUGUUUGCAGGCACACCUGGUAUAAAGUUGUAGGGGAGGCUGUCAUCAGUUGCAUUGAGGAAGCAUGAAAGGGAGGUGCAGAAAACUGUUGAAGGUGAUUUUAGUGACUGAUCUGUAUUUGCCUUCAGAUUGUGUGGAGCACACCUGAAGUAUGAGAGCAUCCCUAUGGGGUGAUGAGGAGAUAUUGAGAUAAACAUCAGUGCUUUGUGUAGAACUUCAGUAGCAAUUAAGCUGCUGUUGCCACCGCAGAAGUUAGCUGCUGCUUGAAACAACUUCAAGUCUCAUUUAUUUUUUUGUAUUUGAUGUGGCUUCUUUCAUAAGCAGACAACACUUUUUACUGCAAAUAAAUACCACAGUUUUGUUCUGAAAAGGGGCAUUUUCUGAAUGAUGCUGUCCCAGAAACAGCUGCUUGGCACAGAGUGAGCACUCCUUGCGUGGCGUUCCUGCCAGGAAGGAUAGUUUGCAUUCCCUCUCCUUCAUGGUAUGAUUAAUAGGCAGGCAUCUCCAUCUACCAUGGCAUCGAGGCGUGUUCCAAAAAUGACUUCCAAAGAGGGAACAUCACAGUGCCAGGAGAAGCAUGCGGUUCUGCUCAGCCCUGUGGGAAAACUGGAGAUAUCUGGGUGUGAAACAGGAGUACACGAAAUAAAACUCCCCAGACUGAGUGUGCUGCCAAAUGGGACGGAGGCUGCGAUGCGCUGUGAGCUGAGUGGCAGUGUGACCUCCAUGCCGGAGCCACUGCAGCAGUGUGCAGCCUGGCUGAACGCCUACUUCUGUGAGCCCAGCAGGACAGAGCAGCUGCCCCUGCCGCCCUUCCACCACCCCAUGCUGCAGCAAGAUUCAUUCACCAAGGAGGUGUUGUGGACCCUGCUGAGGGAAGUGAAGUUCGGAGAGGCCAUUUCUUACCAGCAAUUAGCAGAGCGAGCAGGCAACAGCCGAGCAGCGAGAGCGGUGGGAGGAGCGAUGAGGAGCAAUCCUAUCCCGAUUAUCAUACCGUGCCACAGGGUGAUUUGCAGCAGCGGGCAGAUCGGCAACUACGGAGGAGGAAACGUUAUGAAAGAGUGGCUUUUGUCACACGAGAAGCUCCAGAAAGAGAAGUUAGCAGAUUGAUGUGGCUCAGCCACAGCUGCUCGACAGCCAAGGCACACAACUGCAGCUACUUGGCUUAUAACGAGCUCUCAGAGCACCCAGCAGAAUUCAGAAAAAUGGUAAAUAUUUGAGUGACAUAUAAAUAUAAUGCAACAUCCGAAGUGGAAUGCGUGGUGGCACCACUAUAUUAAAAAAGCGGUAUGCGUCCUGAGGGAUGCAGCUUGUAUGCCCUUUCUUGUUUUUACAUUUUACAGCAGAAUGACUGCAGCCGUCCAGGCCUGUUGUGCAUGUAUUUUGUUCUCAUCCCUGCUUCUGUUCUGUUCUAUUUUUAAUGUCCAUUAAAGCAAGGAUAAGAGAAUGGGAGGGGCAUGGCAGGCAUCCCUCUGAGGAUGCUUCUGGGUGGCCGAGGAGCCCUGCGGCCAGCGUGUCCCCAGGCAGCCCCAUGCCAGGGCACCCACCCGCUGGUGUCUGGCUGCUGAAAUGGUUUUUGAGUAAAGCCCACGUUGUGGUGUGUGGUGAAGGGCAGUCGGAGGAGGCGGCUGUUUUGCUGCUUGUUCACAGAUUUUCUUUCCAGACUGCGAGAAGUCCUCAAGGCAGGAAUACAAAUUUUGCUUUUGUGAUUGUUGCGAAAAGCAGGUGGAGCUGUAGAGGCCAGCAAGUUGCUUGAGAUGUUUGAAAUAAGCAGUUAGAUGAGUGCAGCUUAGGCACGGCACUGAGUGGGGCUCAUCAUAGUUGCAUCGUUAUCAGCAAUAGGCUUCCUUUAGUGUUGCUGUUUCUCUGUUGCGUGAAGCUUUGUUUCCUGUAGCCUCUCUGCGGAAAGGGUUGGAGAGAUGUUAGCGUUGAAUUCUGAGGUGCUUUAGAAAGCGUUCUCUGCAAUUGCAAGCCACCAGAAGCUGGAGUUUUCUGUAUGGAAAUCAUAAAUUCUAAGUUGGAAAUACUGAUUAUUUUGUGUUUAUCAUACUUUCAUAGAUGCCUCUUUAGAAGGGUCGUUGCUGACCAAGAAAUUACGGUGUUACAGUGCUUUAGUUAAUGUAGUAUUAUUGAUAUCUCAGAAUUACUUCAAUAAAAAAACUGCUUUGCAUGUA
Gallus gallus (chicken) is the source of this 8733-nucleotide messenger RNA. RefSeq names its product O-6-methylguanine-DNA methyltransferase (gene MGMT). The record is from RefSeq and is a predicted model, not a curated record. NCBI's taxonomy places the organism in Eukaryota, Metazoa, Chordata, Aves, Galliformes, Phasianidae. The transcript has 6 exons. Gene Ontology annotation, molecular function: methylated-DNA-[protein]-cysteine S-methyltransferase activity. Gene Ontology annotation, cellular component: nucleus. The coding region runs from base 7046 to 7669 and encodes 207 amino acids. Gene Ontology annotation, biological process: DNA repair.